Spinacia oleracea (spinach) is the source of this 1213-nucleotide messenger RNA. RefSeq names its product classical arabinogalactan protein 9. The record is from RefSeq and is a predicted model, not a curated record. The transcript has 2 exons. The coding region runs from base 185 to 943 and encodes 252 amino acids. Lineage: Eukaryota; Viridiplantae; Streptophyta; Magnoliopsida; Caryophyllales; Amaranthaceae. Gene Ontology annotation, cellular component: plasma membrane.
CUUCGUUCUCACUUCACUCCUCCUUUAAUUUCCCACUAUUUAUUCCCUUCUCCCCCCCUUCCCACCUCUCUACCGCCGCUCACUCUCUCUCUCUCUUAUCACUUUCUCUCUCCUCCUCACUCACUUCACUCCCCUCCCCUCACUUCCCACUUUACUAGUCACUACCCACAUCCGGCCCGACAUUAUGGAUCUCAAGGCCACGCUUUUGCUUGGCCUCAUCUGCAUUACUCUCGCCGUUGCCGGCGGACAAUCCCCCGCCUCAUCCCCCACUCAAUCUCCUCCCACCACCACCCAGCCACCUCCAGCAAACCAACCUCCACCAGCUACUCAACCUCCUCAAGCAAGCCAACCUCCACCAGCUACUCAACCACCUCAAGCAAGCCAACCUCCACCAGCAACUCAACCACCUCAAGCAAGCCAGCCUCCUCAAGCUAGCCAACCUCCACCAGCUACUCAACCACCUACCGCUUCUCCCCCUACCCAAACCACCACUCCACCUCCUACCACCACCGCCUCACCACCACCAGUAGCACAAGCACCCCAACAACAAUCUCCACCACCAGUGGCUGCAACUCCACCUCCAGUAGCUGCAACUCCACCACCUGUUUCCUCCCCACCACCAGUGGCAACUCCACCACCAGUUGCAACCCCACCACCAGUCUCCGCUCCACCACCAGCAACAACCACUCCACCCGCUGCUGCCCCAGUUGCUACACCAGUGGCUACACCGGCUGUUUCCCCCGUCGCAGCGGCACCAUCUCCAUUGUUGUCUUCCCCACCAUCUCCCCCCGCUGAAGCUCCUGGACCUGGUAUGGGUGGUGCUCUCUCUCCUGGGCCCACCAGCUCCGAUUCUGAUCAGAGUGGAGUAGAGAAGAUGUGGUCUGUUUCCAAGUUGAUUGGAAGCUUGAUUUCUGGAUGUGCAAUCCUUGCCUUGCUAUUUUAAGAGAAUCAUCUGCUUCUGUGGGUUAUGUUAUCGCGGUAUUAAUUUCAUUUAUGUAAUAUUGGAUAUGUCAUUUGGUACCUGCCCUCUUGUAUUUUGGAUUUAUACAUUCAAUCAGGUGGAUUCUUUUUUCUUCUUUUAUUUUUGUGAGAUUUUUGAGGGUUAGUUUAUCUUCUUUCCGGGGUGACUCCUAUGUUGUACUCCGUAUGAGAUUGUAUUAGUAGUUGAUUUAGCUUAUUACUUUUAGUAAAUAACUCCUAUUCAUUCUUGUCA